AACACCGGUGUGGUGUGUGUGUGUGUGUGUGUGGUAGGGGUACGCAUCGCGGUGCGCACUGCAGCUCUCCUGCCUCACUGGCACUGUCCUCCGUGAUCGGUUUUAAAUACGGCAUGUUGUUUGAGUGCUGCUGUGAGCUCGCGGAACCUGCGCUUUUCCUCUAAACUCGAGAGUGGAGAAACAGCUGAUCCACGGAUGGUCGUCUGAGGCAACAAUCACCGGAGCCAAACAAGUGUUCAGCUUUUUUCCCCCAAGUGUAUCGACAUAUUUGAGGUUUUUGUGCCUCUGAGGUGCAUUUGGUCGAUGAAGGCGACUCAUCAUUGUGAUGUAUAAUGGCUCCUGUGCUGAGUGCUAUGUUGGGGUCAGGGGCCGUGGGGUCAGAGGUCGCGGGGGCAGCAGCGCUGGCUGAAGGGGAGCUGGCAGUUGUAGGCACACUCACGGCACUCACAGCUUUCCUGCUGCUUUCUGUCCUGCUGCUGCUGUGUGCAAGCUGCCAGGGGCAGAAAAAAGGGGUGCUGCCAGGAGACCAUGAAAACCUGAUGAAUGGGGUGUCAGAAAAGGAAGUAUGUAGCCAGUCAGUAGAGAGCCAUGGUACUGACUUGGCAGUCAGCAGCUCUCAUAAUGGGCCUCUUACAAGUGGUACAGUACUAACAGACACAAUAGACACAAGUCCCCAGCCUUCAGAAGACUUGUUGUCCAGCCAGUCCGAACUCAGAUCCUCAAAGUAUCACCAGGACCGCGAAUUACCCAGCAUUCCACCCACUGAUACCCUCAAAGCAGCCAUCGAUGCUCAAGUUCCCUCAGGAGAAGGCACAUAUGAGGUGGUGAAGGUCAGCGCCUCCCGUGAUGUCAGUGUUGAGGACUGUCUGUACGAGACGGUGAAAGAACUCAAAGACACUGGCCUCCCCAACGGUACACUAAGCCCAGAGGAACCCACUGCACCACUUCUUAACGGCCACCCAAGCCCCGCUACACCAGACCACACCAUGCUGCCCGAUGGUGUGGAGUAUGCCUCUGUCAACCUCAGCAAGAAGAGCCGCUACAGCGCUGAGAUGGAGGCCAGGCGCUCAGCCGCCAUUGUCAAUUUUGAAGACCCUGAGGAUGAAAAACCACCUCCUGUACCAGACAAGGUACUGGAUGAGAAUGACAACCAGCAGAUUCCGAAUGGACAGUUACACUCCCCGCUGACGACUCCAACACCUCAGGACAAUGUGUCUCCGGACAUUGAGUUAUCAGAUGUGUACUCCAAGGUAGUGAAGAAUACUAUAAAGGAAACUGAGAAUGACUACAGCAGCAUCGGGGAGAUCAAGGGAAUGGUGGCGGAGUCGACUUCCAGUGAUCUUUAUGCCACGGUUGGGGAUGAAAACCCAAUGGCUCUUGGCUCCCAGCAUCCAGAGGGGCUUACAGAGAAUACAGACCCUGGGUACGAGAGCAUCAAGAUCUUCAAAGCAUCUGAAGAGGCUCAUCAGGACAAUGGGAUAGUGGAACCUGACUAUGAGAGUGUGGAGGUACUGGGUCUCAACGUGGAGAUCUCCCGUCUCUGACCACUCAACUAAGGGACUGUGGACACUGAGAAAUCAUUUCUCUGAGGUUUAGAAGUGGAAGUUGGAGUGGUAUCGCGAGUAUAAUGCACUUAACCUUUUCCCGAUUGAAUGUUUUUGAGCAUAGCAUUUAUGCAACCGCAUUGUUUUUGAAUAUUAAAAAUGAAAGGGUUCAUUCAGACCUGUGACCCAGCACAGGAAAUGAAACACUCUAUAGUCACUCACAAGAGGGGCUAUUUUGUCACCAAACAUUAUGAAAUAGCUUACUGUAGGGAUUUAUCUAAUACAAAGGUGGUAUCUCUGUUUGUUGAGCGGGAGUUUUCUGAGCAACUACUCUGUGCUAGCAUUUGUUAUUUUUAAUGUGUUGCUGGGCUGUCAAUCUGUGCAAUGAUGGCAGUUGAUCUCCAAUACACACACCUGCUCUAAUCGCUUCCCGCAGCUUGUUCUUAUUCUAGUAAAAUCACAAAACAAAAUGUUAACAAAAGUGUCCCACUACUGAUAUCCACUAAUGUACAGCUGUAAUUAUGGUCUAUUAAAAUAAAGAGUUACAUUAGGGUGGAUUAGAACCCAAACCCCUCAUACACAAAAGAAUACUAUUUGCUAGACCAAAGAUUAAAAAAUUAACAUAUGUAUGAAUAUUAAGCCAGAAUAACAGCAGCAUUGUGAGAAUGUAACAACACAAAUGUGACUGAAAUGAGUUAACAUGAUGUUAAGACAUUUAUAAUGCUAAUGUUAUUUCAGACUACUUAUCAGAAUAGUAAAUGAUCAUGUUUAAUUAUCUUUGCAUAUCCUAAUUAAUAUACAUGAGCUAAGCCUUCACCAAGCAGCACAUCUGUGUAACCUUCUUCCCAUUUCUCCACCACUUUUCAAAAAAAGUGACGCCUAUGUCUGUGCUCUUACGAGAAAUAUUUUAUUCAUAAUGUGUACUAGUAGUUUCCAUGCUUUUGCAUGCUGCACCUGCUGUGAGCUCCGUUCUGCCUGUUUUCACGUGAUACUAGUUGAGCAACUGACAGAGUUGUGUCCUUAUAUAACCCCCAGAAGAGAACCAAUCAGAUCCUGUCAACAGCAGACCUCUCAGCUCAGUGCAUUAAGGAACUACACUUCAUUUUAAUCAUUCGGAACUGCUGGAGCAUUUACUUUCACAAGUAGUAAGCAAGCGAUGUUCACAUAACGCACAUCAAAAUAUAAAAGAGGAACAUUUAAAUGUUGCCAUCAUUCUGAGCCGUUUAACUUGUUUAUAUUCAAUAUGUCAAAUCACAGGCUCUGGUGAGGAAGUGACCUUUUAGGUACGCAAAGUUAAGCACACUCAUUUAUGAGUGUACUAAAAGGGUAUUAAUGAAAAGUUGGCCAUUAUCUAUUGCUGGUGUGAGUUCACAUCUUUUCAAUUGUUCAUUUAUUGUCAUUUCUGAUGUAAAUGAGCUAUGUUAUCAAUAUGUACUUGUGAUUUUUUUUUUUUAUUGACGCAGCUGUAUUGAUUGAGUAUCAGAUAGAGUGUAUAUUUCAGAUAUUGUUUGGUUUUUACAUGUAAUAGGUACGCGACAUUUCAAAAGGCUGAAAAGCACAGGGGAAAAGAGACAUCUUUUCAAGGUACUGCCACACUGCAGCUUUGCCUGGCAGCUUAGUAAAUGUACUUUAUUAUCAGGUAUGCAUUUAGCUGCUUUUACAUUCAUGUAGCAGUAUAAUCAAAAAGCAUAGCGCAUCCAGACACUGCAUGGGACAACUUCAUGCCAAGAGACACUUGUAAAUAUUCAAAAAACUAUUCUGAUCUGUUAAAUUUUGUCAAUAUUUAAUUAUAGUUCUGUAAUAAUUGGCAGCAGCUCUCAAAUGACAGCACGUGGAAAUUUUAUAGUUUGUUUGUAUGGAGGAGCUAAUGAAACUUUAAGGGUCAGUGGAAUACAUGCUGUUUUAUAGAUGCAUUUUUAAUUAAAGAAAGUUUAAAGGAGGUUUAUUAACAUUUAAAAGGCUAAUAACAGGGAUAUGCAUUGCUUUGUAGUUCUUUAGCACUAUUUAAAAUAUGAGGUUUAAUUAAGGACUGUGGAUGGAGUCCAGAUGUUGUCUAUGUUUGUUUGUAAUGGUACGUUGUGUUGGUACAGGUUUCGUAUUGAGAAGAUCCUUGUUUUAUUUAAUAUCAUGGUGAAACAUUGAACAUUUGGUUUCUUCCUCUAACCAAAUUCAGUGUAUUAAGUUGUAAAUAAGAAUGAAUUUUGCAUUUGUUUAUUUCAUCAUAAUCUUUGUAUUGUGGUAUUUGCUUAUUAAACAAUAUAGUCAUGCUGGACUAAUAAUAUAA
Cyprinus carpio (common carp) is the source of this 3828-nucleotide messenger RNA. Its product is annotated as phosphoprotein associated with glycosphingolipid-enriched microdomains 1-like. The record is from RefSeq and is a predicted model, not a curated record. Gene Ontology annotation, cellular component: membrane raft; plasma membrane. Gene Ontology annotation, biological process: intracellular signal transduction; negative regulation of T cell activation. NCBI's taxonomy places the organism in Eukaryota, Metazoa, Chordata, Actinopteri, Cypriniformes, Cyprinidae.